AUGGUUUAUUUGACAUAUUAUGAUGCGGAUAUUGAUGAAGAGGCAGUUGCAUUUUAUGAUGAUGGUCGAUGGCUUAACGACAAGUAUAAAUCAAACAUACCGAUUUUUUCACCUCCAGAAUUAAAAACAGCAUCAAUUAUAUUUUUGGUGGUAAAUAAUAAUUCGGAUGUGAGUCUAGUGGGAGGAGGAACUCACUGGUCAUUAUUAGUUUAUGUGAGAGAAAUGAAUGUAUUCUUUCAGUACGAUUCAUAUAAGAGUAUGAAUAAAUCGAAAGCGAAAUAUGUUGCAAAGACUAUAUUUGGAUUGGAUAAAAUUGAUAUAAUCGAAACAAAUGCUCCACAACAAAUGAAUGAAUGUGGAGUAUUCGUAUUAUCAUUUGUUGAAUAUCUUUAUCGAAAAUUAAUCAAAUAUCAAGAAAAACAAGUAAAAGAACAAGCAGAAAAGCAAGUAGAAGAGAAAGCACGAAGACGAACAUAUCCCAAAGAAUUAUUUGAAAUAGACUCUGGUGAAAUUCCAAAGGGAUUUGUGAUGAGGAAAAAAUGUAAAGAUAUAAUUUCUGGUUUAAAGAAAAAUUAUGAUGCAAGUAAAGCUAAAAAAUAG
Messenger RNA from Diversispora eburnea, 600 nucleotides. The record is from the annotation of a GenBank genome assembly. Lineage: Eukaryota; Fungi; Glomeromycota; Glomeromycetes; Diversisporales; Diversisporaceae.